AUGCAUAAAAGAGUCCCAAAAAAUAAAAACUCUAUCGUUCUGUGCCUGGACGUGUGGCUCUUCUCAACUGGUCGACUGCUGACCUAUACCUCUAGGGCGAGAGGCACAUAUGGAGGGUGGUCUGAGUCUGCUUCGCAACGCCCGACCUUCCCUCUCCUCCGCUUCCUCCAAUAUUCAACCGAUACGGCAUAGUAUCAAGGCGGAAGUCCAAGAAAUCCGGGUUUGCACGAACCGGACAUGUCGCAGGCAAGGUUCCUUGCAGAUCUUACAAACUCUCUCCGCUCUGGCUCCUCCCAACGUCUCCGUCAAUUCCUGCGGCUGCCUCGGCCGCUGUGGCGCCGGCCCCAACCUCGCCGCCCUCCCGGAAGACGGCGGCGGGGUCAUUCUAGUCGGCCACUGUGGUACCCCGUCCCGAGCGGCCCAGGUCUUGGUGGGAUUAUUAUCUUGCGGUCUUGAUUCGGACGACGCUGCUGCCAAGACUGGCUUGGAAGCGCUUGCGCUGAGGAAGAGAGCGGAGAACGAGUCGGAUAUGGGAAAUUUGUCCCUGGCAGAGCAACUGCUCUCGCAGGCUAUACAAUUAAAACCGUUUGGUGGCAUCCAUGUUUUAUAUAAAGACAGGUCUAUUGCACGGUUGGCAUUGGGAAAUUAUGCUGGGGCUCUUGGAGAUGCCAGAGAAGCUUUGAGACUUGCUCCACGGUACCCCGAGGCUUAUAUCUGCCAAGGCGAUGCUUUCUUGGCUAUGGACCAAUUUGAUUCAGCUGAGAAGUCAUAUUUAAUGUCUUUGCAGAUAGAUCCUUCACUUCGCCGUUCAAAAUCAUUUAAGGCUCGGAUUGCUAAGCUUGAGGAGAAACUUGCUGCUACUGAUAUGCCUUGAGAACUUUAAUGUGACUGAAGUCACUGUUGAAUCAAUGAAAAUAAUAACAUAAGAAGUUAAGGUUCUGCUUUCCAGAAUGCAUAGAACUUCUGUAGCCUGGGCUUAUGUGAUGGAAAGGGUCACACCUGGUACAAGAAAUCUUUGGGAGCAGGCUUGUGUAUUUUAAAAACUGUUAUUUUUUUAAGUUUUAUAUGGUUAGGAAUGCUCAUUGGCGAAUCAAGUAUUACAAAAUGUGGUUAGGAAUGCUUUUAAUGUCUUUUAGUUUUAAUUGUACAGAAAUUCUAUGUAAGAACUUGGGUACUUUUAUGAUUUCAUUCUUUCCAGAUGUUUUUAUAAUAAAUUCAUGACUUGAUGAUGUGGAUAGUGAAAAACAACUAAUGGCAUUGUCAGGGAGUCGGGAUUGGUUUGGUCAGGGAGUAGGGUGAUUAUAACAUGCAGAAAUAGUCAUCUAUUGAUAAUACAUAAGGUGAAUGAUAUCUAGGAGGUUGAGUUGCUUCCAACCGCCAAUGCUUUGCAACUCUUUAGUAUGGUGGAUUGAAGACCGACAAACUAAAGUGUUACUUUGGAGUCGCAAAGUAUCGACGGUUUGAAACAGCUCAACGUCAUAGAUAUCAUUCACUUUAUGUGUUAUCAACAUAUGACUAUCUCUGCAUGUUAUAAUCACUCUACUUCCUGGACCAAACCAAUCCCGAGUCCCUGAUAAGCCAUUAGUUGUUUCUCACUAUCCACAUCAUCGAGUCAUGAAUUUACUAUAAAAACAUCUGGGAAGUAUGAAACCAUAAAGUACCCAAGUUCUUGCACAGAAUUUCUGUAUAAUUAAAGCUAAAGGGCAUUAAAAGCAUUCCUAAACAUAUUUUGUAAUAUUUGAUUUGCCAAUUAGCAUUCCUAACCAUAUAUAAAACUUACAAAAAUAACAAAGUUUUAGGUGAGUUUAUUUUAUAAGUUUCAUACUUGGUACCAGUACCAUUCUAAUAAGAAAGGUCACUCAUUCACGCUUGGGUCCAA
Molecule: messenger RNA, 1879 nt
Organism: Carya illinoinensis
Lineage: Eukaryota; Viridiplantae; Streptophyta; Magnoliopsida; Fagales; Juglandaceae
Product: small glutamine-rich tetratricopeptide repeat-containing protein 2
Exons: 6
Coding region: 110-874 (254 amino acids)
Molecular function (GO): protein binding
Source: RefSeq, a predicted model, not a curated record